CCGCUAAAUUCAAUGUCAUGUCAAAAAUAUUUCACGAAGAUUGAUUUGUGAUUAUUUCAGAUUUUGUUUAGUGAAACGUUAAUGGAUGUAAAAUAAAUGUCGUUGCUGGAGGAUAUAUUCUUACAAGAUGAGGCAGACGAAGCUCAAGAGCUGGAAAGAGUGAUAGAAGGCGACGAAUAUGAUGAAAGACCUCGUUCACGCGAAGUUACACCAACUAGCGAUGACAAUGAACCAAAAGAAGAUGAAGCAGAGGAGGACAAAAGGCGAGUGGAUCCCACUUCAACUAAAGCUAAACGAGUGACGAAGAAUCCUAGGUUCUUGUUGAACCCGGCUCGGCUGACAGGACCUAGAGGCAUACAGGUCAUACCUGACCAUUUUAAAGAUUUCAAAUUUAAAGGCAAAGGACAUGAAAAAGAAGACCUAGAUUUAGUGUUAAAGAAAUUAGAACAUUGGGCAUAUAGACUGUACCCUAAGUUUCCAUUUGAAGACUGUCUGAAGAAGAUCGAGACUCUCGGCAAAAAGAGGCCAGUUAUGGUCCAUCUCCACAAAAUCCGCACAGACCAGUUUAUAUCUGAAGAGACAGUGGUUCAAAAGGACUCCAGUGACGAGGAGACGCAGCCUCCUCAAGAAGAGGAUGAGUUUGACAAGCUGUUGCAGCAACAAAUUGACCUGGCUAGAGCUACACCUGCACCAGGGUCUGUGAAGAAGGCCAUGCCUACUCCUGCUACGCCGUUACAAGACAGAUCACCAUUCACAAUGCCGAAAGCAACCUCAUCGCCAUCCAUAAGUGACGAACAGAAAGAAAGAAUGAUAAGAAACAGGAAACUAGCUGAAGAGAGACGCUUAGCGCGAUUAAAACAAAAUUCUACAGAAAAUACUAAACAAACCACUGCACACAACAUUAGUGGAAUUAUUGAAGUAGACGAAGAAAUAGAGAAUAAUGUUGGAGCAAAGAAAAACAGAUCAAAUGUUAUAGAUAGUUCUGAUGAUGAAUGUGACAUCACUACUGUUAAAGAAGCUGUUAUAGUUGAUGUACAUGGGCAUAGGACUGAAGCAAGUAAAGAAUUAGACGAUGAUUUUGGUAAAGAGACUGGUAGAAAUGAUGCUGAUAUAGAAAUGGAAGAUAAAACAGUAGCAAAUGAUGUUAUUGUAAUCAAUGAUGGGCUUAAAGAGCCUAGUAAUGCUGUAGGAAGUCUUCGUAUUGACGAUUUAGUUGAAGAAAUUAUUGAUGAUAAUGUCGCAGUAAAAGAAACGGAUAUUAUCGUAAUAAAUGACGUCACAGACAGUUAUGUUAAACCAAAUGUAAUUACAGAUGAAAUUAUAGAAAUUAAAGAUUUAGAAAAUACAAAUCAAGGUAAAGAUAGAAGCGAAGAGAUAGUUGUUAUAAAUGAUGAAAAUAGUAAAGAUGUAGGAAUCAAUGACAAAAAUGAUAAUGAUGUUAUUGAAAUUAAUGGCGCUGAAGAGAAUGUAACAAGUAAUGCUGUAGUUACAAUAGAAAAUGAAGACAUUACACCAAGUAUUGUUGAUAAUAAUAGUAAUAAAAGUGUUGAAAAACAAAGUGUACUAGAGGAUAAUAGUGAAUUAAAUGUAGUACGCGAAGAUUUGCCACAAAAUACUGAACAGGAAACACGAAUUUUAGAUAAGGACACAAAAAUAGCUGUGGAUGUAGUAGAUGAUUUGAUGGAUGUAGAUUUUGGUGAGGAUUUCUGAAUCAUUGUAAUGUUCAUUGUUUAAGUUUUUUAUUAAUAAAACUGGUAUUUAUUGAAAA
Messenger RNA from Spodoptera frugiperda (fall armyworm), 1768 nucleotides. RefSeq lists its product as uncharacterized. The transcript is spliced from 5 exons. Lineage: Eukaryota; Metazoa; Arthropoda; Insecta; Lepidoptera; Noctuidae. The record is from RefSeq and is a predicted model, not a curated record. Bases 97 to 1710 code for a protein of 537 amino acids. Gene Ontology annotation, cellular component: replication fork protection complex; nucleus. Gene Ontology annotation, biological process: replication fork processing; replication fork arrest; DNA replication checkpoint signaling. Gene Ontology annotation, molecular function: DNA binding.